UAUUGCCAAAUUGAGUGAGUUAUGAGGUUCCAGUGGUGUGGUGGAGCUGCUGCCAUGUCUCUGUCCACCAUGGCAUCCUCCGGCAACCCACCGGCCGUCCUCCUCGUCCGGCCGGUGGACCCGCCCUUCGCCGUCGCGCUGCGCGAGCGCUUCCGCGUCAUCGACUUCCUCUCCUCCGGCCAGCCUCUCCCGGCCUUCCUCACCGCCGCCGCCGCGGUGCCUGACCCGCCUCGCGCCGCCGUCGUCAUGGGGGGCGGCCUCGUCCGCGCCGACGCCGCGUUCUUGGACGCCGUGCCCUCCGUGCGCUGCGUCGUCAGCACGGCCGCCGGCCUCGACCACAUCGACCUCGCCGAGUGCGCGCGCCGCGGCGUGGUCGUCGCGAACUCCGGGAAGGUGUACUCCAGCGACGUCGCCGACCACGCCGUGGGCAUGCUGAUCGACGUGAUGAGGCGCGUGUCGGCGGCGGAGAGGUACGUCCGGCGAGGGCUCUGGCCCCUGCAGGGGGACUAUCCUCUCGGCUCCAAGCUAAGUGGCAAGCGUAUCGGCAUAAUUGGCCUUGGAAACAUCGGAUCACUGAUCGCCAAGAGGCUUGAAGCAUUCGGCUGCGUCAUCUCCUACACCUCAAGAAGCCCAAAAAAUUCUGUCCCCUUCCGCUACUUCGCCGACGCCGCCGCUCUCGCCGCCGACUCCGACGUGCUGGUGGUGGCGUGCGCGCUGAGCAGGGACACGCGGCACAUCGUCGACGGCGACGUGCUGGACGCGCUGGGCAGGGGCGGCGUGCUGAUAAACAUCGGCCGCGGCGCCAACGUCGACGAGGCGGAGCUGGUGAAGGCGCUGCGGGAGGGGAGGAUCGCCGGCGCCGGGCUGGACGUGUUCGAGGGCGAGCCCAAGGUGCCGGCGGAGCUGCUGGCGAUGGACAACGUGGUGGUGACGCCCCAUGUGGCGGUGUGGACGGCGGAGUCGAGGCGUGACCUGCUUGAGCACACGGUGGCUAACCUGGAGGCCUUCUUCUCCGGCAAGCCGCUGCUCGCUCCGGUGAUGCUUCCCUGAACGGCCACC
Molecule: messenger RNA, 1059 nt
Organism: Oryza brachyantha (malo sina)
Lineage: Eukaryota; Viridiplantae; Streptophyta; Magnoliopsida; Poales; Poaceae
Product: glyoxylate/hydroxypyruvate reductase HPR3-like
Exons: 2
Coding region: 22-1050 (342 amino acids)
Cellular component (GO): cytosol
Molecular function (GO): NAD binding; glyoxylate reductase (NADPH) activity; hydroxypyruvate reductase [NAD(P)H] activity
Source: RefSeq, a predicted model, not a curated record